Molecule: messenger RNA, 1153 nt
Organism: Planococcus citri (citrus mealybug)
Lineage: Eukaryota; Metazoa; Arthropoda; Insecta; Hemiptera; Pseudococcidae
Product: ferritin heavy chain-like
Exons: 5
Coding region: 232-915 (227 amino acids)
Biological process (GO): intracellular iron ion homeostasis; iron ion transport
Cellular component (GO): cytoplasm
Molecular function (GO): ferric iron binding; ferrous iron binding
Source: RefSeq, a predicted model, not a curated record
UAGUCGUAGGAAUGGAUGAGUGAUAAGAUAUCGAAAUUUUCAAGUUAUCGUCUCUGUAUUUGAAUUACUCUGCUCAUUUCGUUUCGUGCCAUAUUGUAACUAAUAUUUUUCUACGGUCUCUUCUACACCUUCUGCACCAGUGUGUGUAAAGGUGAUAUUAAUUUUAGGUAGUUCAGAUUUAUUUUCAUUUUAAAAUCAUUUCGUAUUUAAAUCAAACUUCCAAGUUCAACAAUGGAGUUCUCUGUAGUAUCGUGUUUGAUUUUGGGUUUCGUUUUCCUCGGCUGGACCGGCGACGUAGAUGCUCAAACACAAGGAAAAUUAAAUUGCAAAGUACCUAAGGUCCAAAUGCCCACAGAUUGGAUUACUAUGACCGACCCUUGUACUAAACUGAUGAAAGCUCAGAUCCAGGAAGAGUUAACCGCAUCGAUGACGUAUCUAGCAAUGGGGGCUCAUUUUUCCAAAGAUACCAUCAACCGACCCGGAUUUGCCAAGUUUUUCUUCGAUAGCGCUUCCGAAGAGCGAGAACAUGCUUUGAAAUUAAUCGACUACUUAUUGAUGCGAGGAGGUUUGACUCAAGAUAUCAGCCAAUUGAUCAGAGAUCCGCUCCCAUUGUCGGAUACCUGGACUGACGCUGUUAGCGCUUUAAAAGAUGCAUUGACCUUGGAAGCCAGCGUAACUCGUAAAUUACGCGAUAUCGCCUCAAUUUGCGAAGCCCCUGGUCAAGAAUCAGCCAACUUCAACGAUUACCACCUUGUCGACUGGUUGACCGCUGAAUACUUAGACGAACAGUACAAGGGACAGAGAGAAUUGGCCGGCAAGAUUUCCGAUCUUGGAAAAAUGAUGGUUUCUCACGGACCUCUCGGAGAAUUCCUUUAUGAUAAAAAAUUGCUCGGCGGAGAACCAAUUUCUUUCUAAAAAUCGCAGCCGGUUUUUUAAAAUCGUAUUGUAGAUAUUUUACCAAUUUUUUUCGUUUUUCUAUUCGUGUGAUGGAGAACUAGUUUUAGAUUUAAAUACUUAAUGUUUUACAACGAGUAAUUGAGUACCUAUGUUAUUUUAUUACGUUUAUCUUUCAAGAGUAUAUACCUACUUAGUCUUUUUUGAUGCCAUGUUUUUGUAAUGAUCAAAUUUUAAUUGUAUAUUUGUGGAAUUUUUA